Messenger RNA from Labrus bergylta (ballan wrasse), 474 nucleotides. Its product is annotated as nanos homolog 1-like. Gene Ontology annotation, cellular component: perinuclear region of cytoplasm. The record is from RefSeq and is a predicted model, not a curated record. Lineage: Eukaryota; Metazoa; Chordata; Actinopteri; Labriformes; Labridae. Gene Ontology annotation, molecular function: mRNA binding; zinc ion binding. Gene Ontology annotation, biological process: oogenesis; negative regulation of translation.
AUGAAAAUGAUGGAAAAACAAAUCCGGAGCUCGUUCUCUUCUAACCGGGACUGUUUCGACAUGUGGCACGACUACAUGAACCUGGGCAGGCUGCUGGAGAGGCUGUGUGCAAACCAAGAGGAGGGCCCCAGAGGCACCGAGGGGCCACAGACAGACAGAGUAGCACCGUGUCGGCUGGAGGAGUGCACGAGCCCGACAGGUACUGGCUCAGUCAGCAGCCUGUCGGACACGAGCUGCGGCGGCGGGACUUCCUCCACGGAUUACUGCCGCUUCUGCAAGCAGAACGGAGAGACUGUACGCGUUUACCGCUCCCACAGACUGAAGGCGGAGGAUGGCAAAGUCAGCUGCCCCAUCCUCCGGAGCUACACGUGCCCAGUUUGUGAGGCAACCGGGGACCACGCGCACACGCGCCGCUACUGCCCGCGCGCGCAGGGGAAAGAGGCGCUGCGGAUCAGAGAGUUCCGGUUCUGGUAA